AUUCUCUUGCUUUUCGUAAGAUCGAGAUCUCUGUAUUCGCUAAUUUGAGUAAUAUGUCUGGUCGUGGGAAGGGCGGCAAAGUUAAGGGAAAGGCGAAGUCGCGCUCCAACAGAGCGGGAUUACAGUUUCCCGUGGGUCGUAUUCACCGUUUGCUAAGGAAAGGAAAUUACGCUGAGCGCGUUGGUGCCGGUGCUCCGGUUUACCUGGCCGCGGUAAUGGAAUAUCUCGCCGCUGAAGUAUUGGAAUUGGCUGGCAACGCGGCUCGCGACAACAAGAAGACUAGAAUCAUCCCUCGUCAUUUGCAACUUGCCAUCCGCAAUGACGAGGAAUUGAACAAGCUGUUGUCUGGUGUAACCAUCGCUCAAGGUGGUGUUUUGCCGAACAUUCAAGCUGUGCUGCUGCCCAAGAAAACCGAAAAGAAAGCAUAAUUAUAAUCCGAUAUCCACCAUCAAAUGGCCCUUUUCAGGGCCACAAAAUUUUAUGACUGGGAUAAUCUCGUUUAGCAUAGUAAAAUAUUUUACUAAUAAAUAUAUAUUUAUUUUUUUAACAAAGUUAAUAUAAUAAAGUUCUUUUAUAUACACAUUUUAAAUACGCUGAUCAUAUUGACAAUGAGAUAUGCGUCAUAUCUUUCAUUGUGUGUAUAAUGUAAAAUAUAUUCACAGGACAUUACACACACUAAAUUUUAAAUAAUCACUUUACGGCGACGGAAUAUGUAGUUUUAAAAUGCAUAGUCUUGUGUCACAAAUUAAUAUAUUUGUACAAAUUAUCAAACUACAAAAAUAUAACAACAAUGAAUCACACUAUUUGUAUAUACCUAGUGAAAAUUUUGAGCGAUUGAUUAUAGUGAUUCUUUGUAUAUUUAUAUAUUUAUAUAUUUAUAUAUUUUUUAUCGCCAGUCACUUUAUUGUUAGAUCUAUGUAUCAAAUGUCGAUAUUUUCAUCUUUUCAUAUUUGUUAUUAUAUUAAUUUUCUAUCUAUUUUUAAAGACAAACAGAAAGAUACAAUAAAUUAUUUGAAAUAUAGCCUUGACUAAAGUAAAUGUGUACAGUAACGAUGAUUUAUAAGUCCAAGUGUUGUCUAUACAUAAGUACAUACGAUCUUUUACUUCUGAUAUUUAGUAGCUUUGUUAUAAAUUUAAGUAGAUAAUUAAAAUUAAACUUUAUCUUAUUGAGAGAGAGAAUAACGCGAAUAAUAUAUUUUUUGUUUACUAGUCUUUUUAAACCCUAUAUAAGUUUGAUUUAUUUUACAAAUGUUAACACGAUAAAAUAAUUUAUUACUUUCUGCCAAAACAAAUAUAAAUUUAAAGAAUAUUACGUGAUGUUAUGUAAUUAUUUAAUUUCUCUAAAUAUUUCAUGAUUUUAAUCACCUCAUUAAAGAGAUAUUGAUAAAUUGUGAAGUUUUGUUAAGAUAAUGUAAAAUAAUUAACGGAAGGUAUAAAGAAGUAGAAAUUAAUUUAGAUUUUAGUAUAUAAACAAUUACUUUUAAGGCUUCUUUUAACAUCGAUUACAUCUCAUCGUGAUUUAUGCUUAUAUAUUAUUAUAUUAUUGCUCACAAUUGUAUGUGAAAAUUAUUUAACACUAGGCAUGGUUAUAACAAUAAGAUUACACGAAGUCGUCUCGAGUCUUGAUAUAGCAUAUCACGAAAUGGCGCUGGAAAAAAAAAUUCCUUUUACUGUUCAAUCAUUGUAGCCAUAUAAAUAUACACAGUUAUUCUGUAGCAUUCGCAUAGUUUUUGGAGUAUAGAUAAGAUAUUUUAAUAUUUUAUUACCUUAUAGUGCUUUAGAGAAUAAAAAUUUAUCAGUAUUAUAAUAAAAAUAUUUAAUAAUAUAUGGUAUGUUUCAUAAAAAUACCAUCAUCUGAACACAUUUACAUUUGGAAUCUUAUCGGGAAAUAUUAAUCUGUUUUAAACACAUGCUUACAAAAUAUGUCUAUUUUAUAAGAAAGUACGUUCAACUUAAUUAUUUAAUUAAAUUGUACAACAUUAAUACGUCAAUACCAACAAUUUACUCCAAAAUCUAUACAGUCUCACAUGAAAUUUUAACGCCAUUCAGAUAUAUUUUAAAUGUACUAGUGUGUUGAGGAGAAUUAUACUGGAUCGUUAGAUUCAUUUUAUUGUUAUAAACCAUAAUGGCAGAACGUUCUGUUUGUGAGCAAUGAGUUCCAUAGCUUGCUCUGAUUCAACGUAGAAAGCGUGUGACAGCUGUUACUGUAGCGCUACAUAAGCUGGGUCUGGCAACCGCGAGACGUGAUUGGAGGAGCGCCGCUCCCUCCGAUUCGUAUAAAAUGAAUGCGUCCGGCCGUCGACGAUCAAUUGACGCUCCGACUUCGUUCGAUACACAGCUCGUACGUUGAGAAUUUCGUCGCUACUAAUCCCAUCAUGCCUCCGAAAACGAGCGGGAAAGCAGUAAAAAAGGCAGGCAAGGCCCAGAAGACCAUCAGUAAGACGGAUAAGAAAAAGAA
Messenger RNA from Formica exsecta, 2458 nucleotides. RefSeq names its product histone H2A. The record is from RefSeq and is a predicted model, not a curated record. NCBI's taxonomy places the organism in Eukaryota, Metazoa, Arthropoda, Insecta, Hymenoptera, Formicidae. The transcript has a single exon. Gene Ontology annotation, cellular component: nucleosome. The coding region runs from base 54 to 428 and encodes 124 amino acids. Gene Ontology annotation, molecular function: structural constituent of chromatin; protein heterodimerization activity; DNA binding.